AUGAAGCACUUCUUCUGCAAGCUCCGGGCAGCCUUUGCUGUGCUCGUCUUCACCAUCACGCUCUGGUAUCCCUACUCAGCAGCAGCUGCAGAUGUUUCCAAUGGUUCAACAAGCACCACGCUUGCAGAUGAGUACGAAGCACCAUGCCUUUAUGUGAACUACUGCACGCAAGCGGCCGUGUGCUGCCCAACGGGUGUGGAUGAUUACGGAUGGAUUGCAGCGGCCGUCGGCUGGAGCCUCUGGUUUCUGACUCUCAUCCUGCUCUGCGUGAACAAGAUCAUGAAACUGCGGCCUGAUGAACCCAAAUAUUUGGUAGCCUGA
This is a messenger RNA of Tauraco erythrolophus (red-crested turaco), 321 nucleotides long. It is a transcript of the gene TMEM213, whose product is annotated as transmembrane protein 213. NCBI's taxonomy places the organism in Eukaryota, Metazoa, Chordata, Aves, Musophagiformes, Musophagidae. The record is from RefSeq and is a predicted model, not a curated record.